AUUUGAGUCUACAUACUCUACAAAUGCAGUGCCUAUUUCUCGAACGAGGUUUUUCAUACGAAAAACACCUUCAGGUGACGUCAGUCUAAAGUACAUUGCAAAAUACAUUUUGUGUAAACAAAUGUGAUCUGUACGCUUAUCGGUAAUCCCAGAAUGUUUUAUCUGAUAGCGUAGGUAGUAUAAUGAUUAACGACGAUUUUUGGGUUAGUAGAGUAGGUAGGUAUACUCAAUCGACAGCCGCGGAAUUAUGGAUGUGAAACGGUCCAAAUGGGAAAACUUGGAAAAAUUUUCACUACUGAUGUGGAAAAAUGUUUUAUUGCAAUGGAGACAUCCAGUGCAGACCCUUGUGGAAAUUGCGGCGCCAGUUUUAUUUACGUUAAUUUUAGUAAUUGCUCGAUCACUGGUCAGUCCAGAAGAACAUCCCGCUUCAUUCUAUAGUCCUUUUCGGACACAAACGUGGAACCCGUCUGAAAGAAGAAAUACUAUCGUGUGGUCCCCGCUUAAUCCGUAUUUAACCAAAAUUAUGGAUGAAACGAUAACUGGGCUCAAUGAUGUGAGCAAGCACGGAUCAUUUAAGCACACUGGUUUUAAUCAUUCGGACAAAUUAAAUGAGGAAUUAUUUAACCAGCUCAGCUUGUCUUUGUUUGCUGCAGUGAUUUUUGACGACAGUUUUUCCGGGGAUGUGAAACUGGAGCGGAAUCUUUCCGCUAUUUUCAGAUUUCCAGGGGAAGUGCAUGGCUCCACGACUUGGAAAACUGGAGAGAUAUUUCCAAGGUACUACCUUCCUGGCGUCAGAGAAUUGCAAUACGCUGAUGGUGGACCACCAAGUUACGCCAAUGAAGGAUUCUUAAUGCUCCAAGAACACUUGUCUUGGUCGAUUAUAAAUCAUCACAAAAAAACUGCGUUUGGUAAAUCUAUCAAUCGUUCAGAAACUCCAAUCUUUAUGCAACGAUUUCCGUAUCCAAAAUAUAUAAGCGAUAUACUGCUAUCGUCGCUCGAAUCUUUCAUUGGAAUUGUUUUUAUGGCUAGCUUUGUGUAUCCGUGCAUAAACACCGUUAGGGUAAUCGCAACUGAAAAAGAAAAACAGCUUAAGGAAGCGAUGAAAAUUAUGGGAUUGCCAAAUUGGUUGCACUGGACUGCCUGGUUUUGUAAAUCAUUCGUCAUGAUGCUUGUUUCAUUAAUACUAAUGGUGAUUUUACUGAAAUUUCCCUGGUACCCUGGCACUGAACACACAGUAUUUACGCACUCAAACCCAAUUAUACUGUUUAUCUUUUUGGUGUUGUUCUCGUGCUCAUUGAUAACGUUUAAUUUUGCAGUGAGUACACUGUUUUCGAAAGCGAGCACGGCGUCAACUUUCGCCGGUAUUGCCUGGUUUUUGUUAUAUGUACCAUCUAUGGCCAUUCAAUUCAAAUACGACCACGUCUCACUGACGGAAAAACUUCUCGCCACACUGUGUUCCAAUUCUGCUUUAGCAUUGGGCAUGAAACUGAUAGUGAAAAUGGAAAGUAUUGAUGAAGGUUUACAGUGGCAUAACUUGUGGAGCCAAGUUCAGGGUGAUGAUCUUCUUUUCGGAUACGUUUUAAUUAUGUUAGCAGUUGAUGCGGUGAUAUACCUACUGAUAGCUCUUUACGUGGAAGCCGUUUUUCCAGGGGACUACGGCAUUAAGCAACCGUGGUACUUUCUCUUUCUUCCUUCGUAUUGGUGUGGUACCACAAUUAGCGAAGGUAAUGAAAACGGUGUACAUCAAAUUGUGAAUGAGAACUGCGAAAGUGAACCAACGUACCUUCACCCCGGUAUCAAAAUUAAGGCUAUUGGAAAAAUAUAUUCGAACAAUAGAGUGGCAGUAAACGACUUUUCUCUUAAUAUGUACAGGGAUCAAAUCACCGUUCUGUUGGGUCAUAACGGUGCAGGUAAAACUACGCUUCUGUCAAUGUUGACCGGGAUGAUACCCCCUACGAGUGGAACUGCAACAGUCGGGGGUUUUGAUAUUAGAACGAAUAUGAAGGCGGUUCGAAAUAGUCUUGGGAUAUGUCCACAGCACAACAUACUCUUUGACGAUUUAACAGUUGAGGAGCAUCUCUAUUUCUAUAGUAGAUUAAAGGGGGUGAAACGAAGCGAAGUUAAUGAAGAAAUUGAAAAAUAUGUUAGCCUGCUGGAACUAUGUGACAAGGCCAAGGCGACUUCAAAGCAAUUGUCAGGUGGCAUGAAAAGGAAAUUGUCGGUUGGUGUGGCACUAUGUGGCAAUUCACAAGUGGUUAUGUGUGAUGAACCGUCGGCCGGUAUGGAUCCGUCGGCACGAAGAGCUUUGUGGGAUUUGUUGUUGAAGCAAAAGAAAGAUAGAACCAUUGUACUAACUACACAUUUCAUGGACGAGGCCGACUUGCUUGGAGAUCGUAUCGCAAUAAUGGCCGGUGGUAAAUUGGAGUGUAGCGGUUCCAGUUUCUUCCUAAAGAAACGAUACUGCGCCGGUUAUCAACUAGUAUUAGACAAAUCACCGGACUGUCACAUUGAAUCUGUAACAGACCUGCUGAGACGGCAUAUACCCGAUAUAACUGUCAGAAGCAAUAUUGGUUCUGAAUUGAGUUACGUGUUGGACGACGCAUACAACAGCGUAUUCGAACGGAUGUUAAGUGAACUAGAACAAGAAUCUCAUAGUUUAGGUGUGCUUAGUUAUGGCGUGUCCUUGACAACUUUGGAAGAGGUGUUUAUGAAAGUUGGGGCUGAUCAUGGACAACAACAGCAAAUUGAAGAAACUGAACGCUACGGUGCUUUGAAUGCGAGUUACUGCUUAGGUGAAAUCGAUGAUGGCAAGUUGCUAACAGGAUUGAGAUUGUGGUUGAACCAAAUAAACGGGAUGUUUUACAAAAGAUGGUUAUCAAUUCUACGGUCAUGGUUGCUGUUUCUAAUUCAAAAUUUAAUUCCGGUAGUGUUCGUGGUGAUCACCGUGAUCAUUGUAAUGAAAAUACCAAGUACUGCUAACCAACCUAUGUUGGGAUACGAGUUAAAUGUCUACGACAACCCAAUCACUCCAAUCAGUACUCACUCUGCGAACCCCCACUCGCAGAGCUUUAUAAAUAUGCUUACCAGAGCCAAUCACAUAGUCAUUAACUGGAAGAACAUCACCAAUGACGAAUAUUCCAAAAUGAUGAUCGACGAAUCAAAAAAGGGCAUGGGGGACUAUAACACUCGUUACAUUACCGGUGCCUCGUUCGAAGCGGACAAGUCCAUUAUCGCUUGGUUUAGUAACCAACCUUAUCACGGGGCCCCAUUGGCGUUACAAAUGGUAAUGAACGCAGUUUUACAGUCAGAAGUGACACCCGAUUACGCUAUCGCGGUGUUUAAUUGGCCAUUGCCCGAGACUUUAAGCAAGCAGUUUUCCGGUUUACAAUCGCGAGUCAACAUUGGCUUUCAAAUAGCGUACAACCUCGGCUUUGCAAUGGCUUUCGUAAUGGCAUUUUACAUAAUAUUCUACAUUCGUGAACGAUCUACUAAGUUCAAGCACUUGCAAUUUGUGUCCGGUGCGAAUGUCGCAUCUUUUUGGAUUCCGUCCUUCGUAUGCGAUGUUCUAACGUUUAUUUUCACAUCAGUAUGUGUCAUUGUAGCGUUGGUCAUAUUUCAAAAGGAUGGCUUCAGCACAGCAGAGGACGUCUCCCGAUUGUUAGCCUUACUUCUCAGUUUUGGCUUUGGUAGCUUACCAAUUACCUACCUGGCGUCAUUCGUGUUCGACGUGCCCACAUCAGGUUACGCCGUGCUUAGCUUGUUCAACAUAAUUGCUGGUAGUGGAUUCUUUAUGAUAGUUGAAAUUCUCAAAAUCAAGGCGCUGGACUUAAUGAAUGUCGCAAAAAUCCUGCACCAGAUAUUUAUGGUGAUGCCUCACUACUGCCUCAGCUCGGGCUUGAGAGACAUGCACGUGGUCUAUGAUACGCUACAAUUAUGCCAAAGAGCGACGGAGAUGUGCACCAACAUUAUAGAAGGCAUGCCGUUUCUGCCUAAUGGUACAAUAGCCUCAACGUGUGACAUUGCGGUUUGUUUCCAGUUCCCAGAAUGCUGCGACAAACAGGGCUACUUUUCCUGGACAAGUCCAGGUAUCGGACAACAGGUCCUGUACUCGUGUUUGGUGGGAAUUUUGUGCUUUGCCAUUCUGUUUUCAAUCGAAUACGGCAUUUUCUCAACCAUUUGCAAUGCGUUUCCUCGUCGUUGUAAAAAAGAACACUCGUACACUCCGGCAAAUAUGAUCGAGGAUGCGGAUGUGUGCGAGGAAAAACGCGCGGUAACGCACAAUGUCAGUACAGGGAACAUCUGCAAUUACAACCUGGCCAUGCAUCAGCUUUCGAAAAAAUACAAGGAGAUGGUAGUUGUCGAUGGAAUAUCUUUGGGCAUACAUAGAUACGAAUGUUUCGGAUUGUUAGGAGUGAAUGGUGCUGGAAAGACGACGAUCUUUAAGAUGAUGACUGGUGACGUUAAGAUGACAUCGGGAGACGUAUGGGUUCACGGUUGGAGCAUUAGAACGCAUCCUAAGGAAGUUUACCAGUUAAUUGGCUACUGUCCACAAUUUGAUGCGUUACUUGACGAUCUUACUUGUCGAGAAACCCUUACAGUAUUCGGGCUCCUGCGCGGAGUUAGAAUAGGCCAAUGCAAGCAUCUUGCCAAACACUUAGCGAAAGAGUUUGAUUUUCACAAACAUUUAGACAAAAAGGUUAAGGAACUUAGUGGUGGUAAUAAAAGGAAACUAAGCACUGCAUUGGCCUUAGUCGGAAAUCCACUGGUAUUAUUUCUUGAUGAACCAACGGCCGGUGUUGAUCCCGCGACCAAGCGCCACCUUUGGAAUGUGCUGUGUAAAAUUAGAGAUGGAGGAAAGACGAUUGUGUUGACAUCGCACAGCAUGGAGGAAUGCGAAGCACUCUGCACGCGAAUGGCGAUUAUGGUGAACGGAACGAUUAAGUGCUUGGGUUCAACUCAACAUCUGAAAAGCAAAUUUUCCGACGGUUACACUUUAACACUAAAAGUUAAGCGAUUUGACAACGAGGAGUCGCAACAAGCGGCGAUUGACGAAAUAGAAAAUUUUAUCAAAGAUAGUUUUCGAGAAACCAUUUUAAGGGAAAGGCACCAGGAGCUGCUAACAUUUUAUAUUACCGAUAAAUCUCGUCCAUGGUCAAAAAUGUUCGGCAUUAUGGAACACGCAAGAACUGUUUUUGACAUCGAAGAUUAUGCGUUAGGACAAUGUACUUUAGAGCAGGUAUUCCUCACAUUCGCAAGACAGCAAAGAGAAAAAUAGUGUAAUUCAUUUGUUGGUUUUAUAAGUAUAGUGUACCUAUAGUUUUAUUUAUAUCCGCAGCUUAUGUGGCCAUCUCCAAUGUGCGUAACCAGAAAAAAAUAUUGUGUCGAUUUGACUUUAAUGUA
This is a messenger RNA of Photinus pyralis (common eastern firefly), 5400 nucleotides long. Its product is annotated as ATP-binding cassette sub-family A member 3-like. NCBI's taxonomy places the organism in Eukaryota, Metazoa, Arthropoda, Insecta, Coleoptera, Lampyridae. The record is from RefSeq and is a predicted model, not a curated record. Gene Ontology annotation, biological process: lipid transport; transmembrane transport. Gene Ontology annotation, cellular component: intracellular membrane-bounded organelle; membrane. The transcript has 13 exons. Bases 248 to 5275 code for a protein of 1675 amino acids. Gene Ontology annotation, molecular function: ATP hydrolysis activity; ABC-type transporter activity; lipid carrier activity.